Molecule: messenger RNA, 447 nt
Organism: Rangifer tarandus platyrhynchus (Svalbard reindeer)
Lineage: Eukaryota; Metazoa; Chordata; Mammalia; Artiodactyla; Cervidae
Source: the annotation of a GenBank genome assembly
AUGCCACCUCCUUCCCCCUCUGCAUCACUGUCCAGUCUCUUGCUAGAAGGGAGAAUUCAUUCAUUAGCCACUGUCCUGUUCUUCCACCUGGACUUGCGAACCUCACUCACUUCGGCCGCUGAGCCACCUGGCCUCUCCUGCCUCCCUGUCGCUCUUUGCUUCAGGCUUAGUGAGGGCUCUGCGGGCAGGCCAGGCACUCUGCUGAAGGAUUUAACAGUGCUGUCUUGUUCGAAUCCCAUAGCUACCCUCUGGGGCGAAGACUUAUCCCCCAUUUAUAGAUGCAGGAGCCAGCAGAGAGCCCACCUCUGCCUGACUGGCUUGCCUUCACACUCCCUUUCCCACUUUAAAGUCUUUCCAGACAGCGCCUCUUUCUCUCUUCCUUUGCUUCUCUUUCCAGAUAAGACUCUACUCCUUUCCAAAGGUGCUUCCCAGGUGGCGCAAUGGUAA